Messenger RNA from Medicago truncatula (barrel medic), 868 nucleotides. RefSeq lists its product as uncharacterized. NCBI's taxonomy places the organism in Eukaryota, Viridiplantae, Streptophyta, Magnoliopsida, Fabales, Fabaceae. The record is from RefSeq and is a predicted model, not a curated record. The coding region runs from base 263 to 868 and encodes 201 amino acids. The transcript is spliced from 6 exons.
AUUGUUUUUUAUACUAUGUUGUAAGCUGCUUUCACAAGUUUAUUCAAACAAUCUCCCAAAACUUAUGUUAGUAGAUAUGCUCAAUUGCAAGUCAAUCCAAUCGGAUAUUAAAUCAAAUUAUAGUUAAAUUAAAUUUGUCUUUUAUCGGUUUUAAGAAUUUGUUAUUUCUUAUAGUUGUGCUCUCUGUUGGAACUUAAAGGAAGUUGCCAACAACAGUCGAUUGUCUCUCCUUAAUAGUCAUAAUCCCACAAUCACAACUUAAAUGGAAUUAGCUCAGAAGCGCCGUCCAAAAAACAAAAAUAACAAAGUUGCUAAGAAGCAAAAAGUAGGGAACACAGAGGGAGAUCCUCAUGCGACGAUCAAAAAACCGUUUCUUCCUAAGAAGCAAAAAGUACAAAAAACUGCUGAGAAGUGCCGAUCAAAAAAAAGAAAAGUGAAGUUCUAUCCCAUUAAGUUUUAUGACAAACCAUUCCCUAAGGAGCCUCUCAGGAUAGAUUGGGAUGCUGCCUCUGAAGCAAGACGCAAAGGGAUUAAUUUGUUAGGGGAAAUUAUAUCGAAAUUUAAGAUUCAGAGGGCCCGAGAGUUAGAGGAAUGGAAAGAAAAGAAGAGGGCCCGAGAGGAAGAGGAAAAGAAAGAAAAGAAGAGCCAAUUUGCCAAGACGUGCCUUUCAAAAGACAAAAAAAUAGUGUUGGAGUACGUUCCGAUGGAUUACAAUAGAUGUAAAAAGUUGAGUAGUUUUGAUAUGGAUCAUUAUCUAGCUGUCAUUGAAGAACGUCGCAAGGCUAUUGAGAAGGCUUUACAGGAGGACAAGGAAAAGUUGGAGGUUGAUAUUGAUAGGGCCAAUGCUACUGAUAUGGAAGAAGAAUGA